Hyla sarda is the source of this 5688-nucleotide messenger RNA. RefSeq names its product centriolar coiled-coil protein 110 (gene CCP110). Gene Ontology annotation, biological process: centriole replication; regulation of cytokinesis; centrosome duplication. The transcript is spliced from 14 exons. Bases 409 to 3231 code for a protein of 940 amino acids. The record is from RefSeq and is a predicted model, not a curated record. Gene Ontology annotation, cellular component: centriole. NCBI's taxonomy places the organism in Eukaryota, Metazoa, Chordata, Amphibia, Anura, Hylidae.
AACAGUUUUAUUUUUCAAUUGCUAGAAAAGCACAGGAUGAAGAAAACUGCAGGGACGCUAUCGCUAUGGCAACCUCCCUCCCACUGAGCUCCAGACAAAUCUGUUAUCGAAAUACCGCAGAAAGAACCCAAGCUCCGCCCACCCGGAAGUCUUUGAGGAGGAAGUGGGCGGGGAUAAGCAGGCCUGUUACUUUCUUUUUCUGGCGCCGCCUCAAUUGGGCGGGGCUUGGCUGGAGGCAGCGGCGGCCGUUGCCUGGAGAAGCUGUUGCCGCCAGAGAUGUAUAAUACGGCGGCGGGGUAGAGGAGGGGCUGAGCUGUCAUCGGGGCCGCUUUGUGUUGUCAGACUAUAACGGCUGUGGAGCUCGGAGUGUGAGGGGAUGAGUGCGUGACGGCUCCGGGGAGCGGAACAAUGGAGCCAUAUGAAGAAUUUUAUAAGAAGCAGUUUGCCAGAUUACAGGGACAGGCGAUUACUACUGAACCUGCGUCCACCGGUCCACAAAGGGUAUCGCUCAUCCAGUUUCAUGGUGUUGCAGUCCUCUCUCCAUUGCUGACAGUGGAGAAAAGGCAAGAAAUGCAGCAAUAUCGACAGAAGGCCAUUGAGGUGAAUGAGAAGAGACUAAACAACAAGAAGAAAUCCUUACUAAAUCGAGUGCAAGAGAUACUGGAUACUGUUCAGGUGAAGACAGUUUCUAGCUGUAAGCCCGAUACAGAGAACGAAACCAGGGAUCAGAGCCCACAUAUGAAAAACCUGAAUGGCUUUGCAAUUCUUCCUGAUGCACUUAACAUUCCAGUGUUCUGUUCCCAAAAUGGGCCUGCAAAGUUUGAGAAGUCAGUGGAAGACCUGAUUUCUAAAAAAGAGCUAAAAUCCACAGAGAAAAUCUCUAGUAAGGAAUGUAAAGACCGCGUGCCUCCAACACAGAACAAGAGCCCUACUGCAAACAAUGCAAAGUUUGUAUCCAUGGAGAGCACGGACAGCUCCAUUCCAGAAACCUCAUUGAGGGAUUUGCCCCCUACUACUAAGGAUGCUCCAGAUCCAUAUGUAAUGAGCUUACAAAACCUCUUGAAGAAGUCCCGGGAGUAUAUUGAGCAAAGCAGGAGAAGUAUGAAAAGCAGUUCAAAGGGAAGUUCUACUGAAAGUCAUUCAGACAAGGAGAAUACCAUUAAAAUCAGUGACUCUGUAAAAGAAAAGACCAGACUGGCACACAGAAGUAGAAGCUCCAGCCCACUACUGGUUGACAAGCCGACAAUAAAUAAGUCCAAUACCUUGUUACAAGCCGCCUUAUCUCAGGGGCAGAACUCUGGUACUCUGCCAAUGUUCUCUAAAGUGGACAUACCUCUGAGACCAGAAACUUCUUCUGGUGCUGACACUGAGUCAGAUGAAGAACUUAGAAGUGGAUUUAUGCUUGAGUAUGAAAGUAACAUGAUAAAAAGCCUUACUGGUUCUUAUGCCAAAUUACCAAGUCCUGAGCCAAGUUUAAGCCCCAAAAUGCACAGACGUAGACCCAGGCCCUUAUCGGCAGGAAACAUUGUAAUUAACCACCCAGUUAAUGCCUAUGACUUAAGCCCCAAAGAAAAAGGUAAAAUGAUGGACCUGACACAUCCGGAAACAAAUGAGAAAACAUCACUUUCUGAAUUUGUGCCAAAAGACGUAGACAGAGUCAUAAUUUCUUCCAUGAAAAGACAUUCCUUCAGCGAAAGUAUUGACAUGUCUAAUUCGAUCAGACACUCAAGAAGUAAUCUUAUCAACUCAAAGAUGGACCAUGACUAUAGAGCAGAUCACUCGGGAACUGUCACAGGAGCCCAUUGCACCCCAAUUUGCAAAGGAGUCCAGUGCCCAAGCCCCUGCUCUGCUGUCAUACCGGAAGACUGUGCCUUAGGCCGGCAUGUGGACCCUUCAACAGUAUCACACAAGCCAUACAUUCCUCUGGAGGUGGUUAAGCAUAACUCCCCUGCAGAACUUAAUAAAUCUUAUGAUGUGGAAACCCCAUCUCCUAUCUUAAUGCAAAGUCAGAGUACAAAUCAAGCCUCAGACACUCCUAUUGUGUCCUCGGGAAGGGAACAGUUCACUGAGAACACCCUAGACAUUGAGGUGAAGCGCCGACUUGAUCUGGAUCUGGAAAGUACACAGUGUGAACACUCGCCAGUGCCAAGUGAGGAAGAGAAAAAGUGGCUUCAUGAGAGACAAAGUCGCAGUGGAUCACUCAAUGCACCCAAGAGUGAGAUGUUACUAAAUAGUACAUUAGAGGAUAACUUGAAGAAGAAGAUGUUGGCUUUUGAAGAAAUCAGGAAGAAACUUGAAGAACAGCACGCUUUUCAGCUGUCACUGCUGAUCGCUGAACAAGAAAGGGAACAAGAGAGGCUUCAAAGGGAGUUUGAAGAAGAAGGAAGAAGACUAAGGAUUAAGGAAGUGGACCUGCCUGAUUGGAUCAGUAGAAGUGAAAGCAGUCCUUCUGAGAGUCACUCAGUCAGCGCAGUUGGAUCACUUGUUGCUCCUUCGCAGCAUAUUUAUGGUUCUACCGUUGAGUCAUCCUUCAGUCUUUGGGGAUCAGCAGAGAGCAGAGCACCAAAGAUAUCAGCCUCAAGGCCUCUUAGCAGAGCGAAAACCAGAUGGUCUCAGGUUUACAGUCCACAAAUGCAAAGAAAAUUUAUCAAAGUAACUGCACUGGCCAAAGGUUUCCUUACACGGAGAUUAAUGCAGACGGAGAAGCUAAAGCAUCUAAAGCAAACUGUGAAAGAUACUGCUGAAUUUAUUAGAACAUUUCAUACUGAGGUUCAGCCAAGCAAAGGACUUGUGUCAGCCCAAGACAUUUCCUUACAGGAAAGAGUUUUUGCUCAGCUGCGGGCAGCUCUGUAUGAAAUCCAUGAUAUCUUCUUUGCAAUGGACGCUCCAGAACAAAUGAAUAUUUUGGCUCAUGACCGAGAACUGAGACGAGAGAAGAUGAUCAGACAAAUGGAAAAAAUAAAGAGCCCUCGAGAUAGGGUGACCUUGUCAUCAGCAACUCAGAAGUCUUUGGAUAGGAAAAAGUUCACCAGGGCAGUAGAAAUUGGAAUGUCAAAUAGGAAACCAAUAUCGAAACCAAAGGCCUUGGAUCCUAGAAUCCUUCAGCCAAGCCAAGGACAAAAUGCUCCUAUCAAUAAACUUCUGUCCAGACAAGGGAGUAUCUGCAAGAAAAACCCCAAGAAAGAAGCCAAGUGUUGUGACAAUUUACGCAGACAGCAUUCUUUGGGAUGAAGGAGUAGGAAGCGCUCAUUGUUUCCUAUUAUAUUUUGCUAUCUGUUGGAUUUGGAUGAUCUCCAAUAUAGAACACUGCAUGCUCCAUUCUAUUUGCACCCAAAGCGCCAGAGUCUUUACGUUGCUUUUGUUUUGCAUGACAGACAAUGUUAGCUGUACAAUCUCUUCUAAAGAUUUGCACAUUUUUACACUAUGGAUAGGUUUUAUGCUAUAUGAUCUUGAGAAGUUAGAAACUGAUAAGUGUUUUGGUGACUAUAGUUGGACUUUAUUUGGUAAAGGGAGUUGUCCUUCACUUUACAUUCAUUUUCUUGGUUUGUGCAUGAUCCAUAGAAACCAGAAAAUACCAUAUCCUGCUUUUAAUAUGUUAUGCAUUUUACUUCUAGUGGUGUAUUACAAUGCAAAUAUAUAGAUGUACAGUAAGAUGCUUGUUACACUUUAUUUAUAGCAGUUUUAGUGAAAUUAUCUUUGUUCAGGAGCACAUUUAAGAGUAGAGUACCACUGGAUAAAAUUCAGGAGGAAACGCUUAACCUAGUUGGAGAGAUCGGAGUGUACUGUGGUCAGUAACCCUAGUAAAGUAAUGUAUACAGUAUAGCCUAUUGAGUCUAGAGGGUGGCCUUAUUCACUGAUUGACAGCCUCUCAAUGUAUGAGCACACAUAUAAAUGAAGGGUGUCAGUCAGUGAGACCACCUUCCAGAUUAUACCCGACACCAAAAGGAAUCUGAGGUUGUACUGAAUCUAUAUAGCAAUCCGCUCCUCGUCUCCUGCACUAUACCUUUCUACAUGUAGAAUAGAGCAGUUUAAUAGAUCGACCUUAAAGGGGGCCUGUUACCAGAUCAGACUCUUAAGUCAGAGCAUCUGUUAGUUGCUCUUAGGGGAGCAUCUUAGCAGGUGCUAUGGCAACUUCUGAAUAGAAUCUGUGUGCAUUCGUAGGAAAGUUUUUUUCCGCGAGCUGACCCAUUUAAAAGGGCCAGCAAUCAGCUGGCAAACAAGACUCAUCCAGUAAUUUUAAGGGUGUAUUCACACUUGCAGUAUCCUCUGCAUAUAACGUUUACAUAUCACUUUUGAGCUGUCUCCAUUAGAUGCUGCACCAUAGAGCGGUAUGGCCUAAGGAGUCUUGUGGGCUCUCCUGACAUCUGUUUUUAGUAAAGAGGUGUAUUUCCCUCGAAAUAAAAUUCUUGAACAAUGUAGAGUUUUAAUUGGUAUUACAAAUAAUGCAGUUUUUGCUAAAACAGAUAAGUUGGAAGAGACAACAGCUCCAUUUUAAAGGGGUACUCCAACCCUAGACAUCUUAUCUCCUAUCCAAAGGAUAGGGGAUAAGAUGUCUGAUUGUGGGAGUCCAGCCGCUGGGGACCCCCGCGAUCUCUGCUGCGGCACCCCAGACUUCCAGUGCAUGGAGCAAACUCGGCUCCGUGCCGUAUGACUGGCGAUGUGUGUGACGUCACGGGCACUCCCCACUAAUGACGUCACGGCCACGCCCCUCCCAAAGACUUUCAUUGAGGGAGUGUGCCUGUGAAGUCACGAGCCUCCGGCGCUGCACCCGACGCUCUAAGCGAACGCCGGGUGCAGCAGGGAGAUCACAAGGGUCCCCAUCAGCGGGACCCCCGCGAUCAGACAUCUCAUCCUCUAUCCUUUGAACAGUAGACAACUUUUUCCUUUUCUUGUAAAUCCUUACAGUUAACUGUGAUUUACCAAAGCAUGCAUGGCUCAUCAUACUGGAUAUAAGAGUGUGUUUACCAGAGGUAUUUCUAGCUCUUAUUUGUGCCGUUUACUUUCUACUUUUACACUUUUGUUCAUAUUUAUUCUUAUUGUCAUUUAUUACUAUUGAUAUGAUCCAGUUUGGGAAAUUUAGUUAAAAUUUCCAAACCACAUAAGAUGUUCCUUUCAGUUAUAAACUGGCUUUGUUGAAUUACACACUAUUUCAUAUUGCUUCAUUAAAUAUGACAUAGUACUGUUUAUAUCCAGGCUUUUAAAGCUCCCAGAAGUGCAGCUACUAAUAUAGGACUGGUUAGUUUCAAUGGCAUUACACAAUUGGUAACAAUUUUCCUUUACUAGAUUUCUGUUCUAUUUGAAAUAAGAGACUAAUAUUCUUAAUAAAUUGACAUCUGAGAACCGUCCUCUUUCUGCAAUGCUGUGACUAUAGCUGAGUUACACAUCUGGUUUAUAUACUCACCUUUUCUAUGAACAAUUGUACAACUUCUGUUAUGUUUCCGAGGCUCUUUUGUUCUCUAAAUGGACAGACCAAAUUGUAAGCUCUCCGUGGCCGUUUUAUUUCUUUUCAAGUGCCAGAACAUUUUUAUGUACAGUACAUUAUUUUUAUUUAUACUUAAUUUACAGCUGCAUGCAGAUUGCUUUCUUUUAUAAAGUGUAUUUAUUUUUGUACAUCAUUUUGUAUGGUUUUUGUUCUUGCUUCGUUUUUUUAAAAGUAAUAAAGUUUUUUGUCAACAAUUUAAACAAGAA